UGAGUCAGUCACAGACAAGUUUCAGAUUACAAGGGGCUGGUCCCAUAGAUGGGAGUUUCUUCCCUCCCCCUGAACACUACAAGCAGACAUCCCCAUACCUCACUUUUCCGGAGCACUUUCAGCUUGCAAGCGACUGCACAGCCUUGUCCCCAAGGACAAUACUCACAAAGCAACAUGGUUGUCCCGUCGCAAUUAGAGCAUGCAAUGGAAACAUUGCUUUUUACAUUUCACAACUACGCUGGGGACAAGAACUACCUGACUAAAGAAGAUCUGCGUCACCUAAUGGAGAAGGAAUUCCCAGAGUUUCUAAAGAACCAAAACGAUCCACAGGCUGUCGACAAAAUCAUGAAAGAUUUGGAUCAGUGCAGAGAUGGCCGAGUCAUAUUCCACAGCUACUUUUCUCUUAUCGCUGGUCUCACCAUCGCUUGCAAUGAUUAUUACACCAAAAAUAUGAAGAGAAAGUGAAGAACAGAAUUAAUCCCUGAAUCCUCAUCAACCCAUGCUGUUGGAAUGCUACAAGAAGGAAGGCAGUCCAUGCUGUUCCACUCCAGUUGUUCAUGUGCAGCUUGUCCCUUGACCAAAAGAAUAAAGGAAAUCUUAAUGUUUUUGUA
Molecule: messenger RNA, 611 nt
Organism: Bombina bombina (fire-bellied toad)
Lineage: Eukaryota; Metazoa; Chordata; Amphibia; Anura; Bombinatoridae
Product: protein S100-A10
Exons: 3
Coding region: 49-465 (138 amino acids)
Cellular component (GO): cytoplasm
Source: RefSeq, a predicted model, not a curated record